AGAUUUGUGUUGCAAUAAUGGCAGAGCGAUAUGCGAUUUCUGCAUGAAAGUUGGACACUCCGAAACAGCAUAUUUCAAGAAACACGGAUGCCAGAACAAAAAAAAUUGAAUUACGCUACCCACGGCGCAGACCUGAGGUGUGUGGUAGCUGACAAGGACAAAAAUCCUCAGAACGGUAUCAGUGUAAAUUCUCUAUUUAAUGAAUAAUGUCAGUGCGUAACUCUUAAUGCAAAGACUGAAAGUUGCGACGCACCAAUAGACCUUUCCCCUUAUUAUGUCAUGCGCUCCUGAGUCCGCAAUGCAUUGUGGUACUUGUAUUUAAUAUCGCGGCCGUCUGUUUACAUUUUCUAUGGUGAUCGAGACACGUUGUAUUUUGCUGCUGAAAAAUUGUUAAGAAACUGUCAAAAAAUCAUGGAAAAUCCAGCGAAUUCUGAUGGCCAGCACUUCCCUAGUUUUUUUCAAAACUCUAGUCCGGGGUCCAGUGCCAAGGAAGUAUCGGCAACAGAAGAACUUUACGAGAACAGAAUUGUUAUAGGAGCAUGCGGGCCUGCCAAUGGCGAUGGCUCUUCCGAAAUAGUAGAUACAGUGGGUGUGGAUGAGACUGCAGAACAAGCCACAGUUGAAAAGGACGGUUGGUUAAGGUCCUUGACACUACUUCCAAGUUUUAGCCAUGAAAAAUUAGACGAUCGUUUAAUUAAUAGCCCUUUAACAUCAACAGAGCAUGGAGCAGCGCCCAAGGCAUUUAGGAACAAAAAAGAAGGGUACAAACUAUGGAAGGAGGGAUAUGUGCGUGCUGUAUUCGUUAAACCUAACGUUAAGGGGAAACGUAUGUUAUUCCUUGUAAAGGCAAAAGUAUCUGCAUCAAUGAAGAGUGUCCAGUACAUGGUAUAUGUUCAUCUAGACCAAAUCAAUGGUGAUGUGGUUCAUGUGAAAUGCGACUGUAAAGCUGGUCAAGGAGGGUGUUGCAAGCAUGUUGCUGCUUUACUUUAUACUUUACUUGACUUUAUCAACAUUGACAUUAAAGAAAUACCAAGUGAUAUAACAUGCACCCAGGUUGGACAGAAAUGGCAUAUUCCUUCAGGUGCAAGAAAUCUGUCAUCUAAAGCUUUUAAGUUUCGAGAUCUUGUUUUUGAAAAAGCAGAAGAAACUAAGAAGAGAAAGAGGCCUCUUGUAACUGGAAGCAGAGACACAUAUUGUGCUACACCACAGUUUGCUUUGGAAACAAGUCCAGAUGAACUAGAAGGCUUAGUGGAAAGGCUGAGAUUGGCAGGCAAGGCCCCAAUGUUUUGUGAAGCAAUAGAGUCAAAUAAUUAUCAGCCUUGCUCUUUGUUUCAAACAUCAAGCACAAGAGCUUUGGAGAAAUUUUCAGGAAGCAUUUUCAAUGAGCAAACCGAGUUGCAUUACAUUCAUAGACUUUAUUGUGAGGUGCCACAUGAUAAUGAUGUCAGUGAAUUACAGUUGAAGGAAGAAAUUAUCCGAAACAUUCUUUCUAAAGUUGGCAUAUCUGUUGAAAAAUCGAUUGAGAUUUGUACCAAAACAAUACAGCAGAGUGAAGAGCCAGCAUGGUAUUUGGAACGGGCCAAAAGAAUAACUGCAUCUAUCUUUGGAAAAGUUUUAAACAGAAGACCAAAUAACUAUCCAUCCUCUCUAAUAAAAGCAGUUCUUGAUAAAAACAAAUAUUGUUUAGAGUCAAUGCCAGCACCAAUAAGAUGGGGAAUCAAUAACGAGAAUACUGCUAUUGCAAAAUACAGUGAACUUAAUCCUGAGCUUGAGGUGAAGAAAUGUGGCUUCAUUAUAAGUCCAAACUGGCCCUGGUUGGGUGGUACACCUGAUGGUAUCAUCUUUGAUAAUGAUUGUCCUGUUGGAGGCUUAGAGGUAAAGUGUCCUUUUUCAAAGAGAGACAUGACAUUGGAGGAAGCUUCUUUGAAAGACCGGACCUUCUUCUUGAUGCUAACUGAUGCUGGCUUAAAACUGAAGGAAAAACAUGCAUAUUAUUAUCAAUGUCAAGGACUUGUAAAUUUACUGGGACUUGAAUAGAUUGACUUUGUAGUUUUUACAUUAAACGAUUUUCAUUGUGAAAGAAUUUAUAAAGAUAAAUCUUUGUGGAAGUCAAAAAUGCUUCCAUCAUUGACUGUCUUUUUUGUUAACCGCAUUUUGCCAAGG
This is a messenger RNA of Rhopilema esculentum, 2163 nucleotides long. The record is from RefSeq and is a predicted model, not a curated record. NCBI's taxonomy places the organism in Eukaryota, Metazoa, Cnidaria, Scyphozoa, Rhizostomeae, Rhizostomatidae.